Elgaria multicarinata webbii is the source of this 2694-nucleotide messenger RNA. It is a transcript of the gene CARD9, whose product is annotated as caspase recruitment domain family member 9. NCBI's taxonomy places the organism in Eukaryota, Metazoa, Chordata, Lepidosauria, Squamata, Anguidae. Gene Ontology annotation, biological process: regulation of apoptotic process; positive regulation of canonical NF-kappaB signal transduction. Bases 1 to 1719 code for a protein of 572 amino acids. The record is from RefSeq and is a predicted model, not a curated record. The transcript has 12 exons. Gene Ontology annotation, cellular component: cytoplasm. Gene Ontology annotation, molecular function: CARD domain binding.
AUGGCUGCCAUCCCCGCUGCCGGAUCCGGCCCUCCUCGAGGAGCGGCAGAGCUCAGGCACAGCCUGUCUCCCUCCGCCAUGUCCGAGCUAGAGGACGAUGACGAAACGUGUUGGAAUAAUCUGGAGAACUUCCGGGUCAAGCUGAUUUCGGUGGUCGACCCUUCCAGGAUUACGCCUUACCUCCGGCAGUGCAAAGUCAUAAACCACGACGACGAGGAACAAGUACUCAACGACCCCAGCCUGGUGAUCAGGAAAAGAAAAACGGGGGUCCUCCUGGAUAUUCUCCAAAGGACAGGCCAGAAAGGUUUUGUGGCAUUCCUCGAGAGCCUGGAGUUGUACUACCCUCAGCUUUACAAGAAAAUAACAGGUGAAGACCCCACCAGGGUCUUCUCCAUGAUUAUAGAUACGGCCGGAGAGUCCAGCCUGACAGAACUGCUGAUGAGCGAGAUCUCGAAGCUCCAGGGCGCCAUCUGGGAAGAGAGGCGGAAGGUCCAGGAGCUAAACCUGGUGCUCGGCACCAAGGAGGACCUCAUCAAGGAGAUGCGGGUGAGGGACAGCGUCCUGCGCAAACACCAGGAGCGGGCGCAGAAGAUGAAGGAGGAGAGGGACAACCUCAGCAAGGAGCUGAAGCUCUGCAGAGACGAGAACUACGAGCUGGCCAUGAGCUACGCCAAGCAGAGCGAGGAGAAGAACGUGGCCCUGAUGAAGAAUCGGGACCUGCAGCUGGAGAUCGACUCCCUGAGGCACAGUUUGAUGAAAGCCGAGGACAGCUGCAAGCUGGAGCGGAAGCACACGCUGAAGCUGAAGCACGCCAUCGCGCAGCGGCCCAGCCACGAGGCGGUGUGGGAGAUCCAGAGGGAGAAGGAGCUGCUCUUGGCCAGGAACAAGGAGCUGGAGAGCACGCUGCAGGUCACCAAGAAAGGCAGCUCUGGCAAGGACAGCGUCUCCACCCAGGCUCUGGAGGCGGAGCGGAGGCGCAUGCUGGGCGAGCAGCAGGAGCUGGUCAACGCCAUCUACGACGUGCGCCAGGCGCUCCGGCGGACGGAGGACACGAGGGACAAACUUGUAGAAGAGAAGGAGACGUUGGAGCUGAGCUGUAUAUCUCUGCAGAACGAUAACCAAAUUUACCAGGAUCGCAUCGAGGCCAUCUUGAAACAGAUGGACGAGGUGGCCGCCGAAAGGGAUCAGGCCCUCCUGACCCAAGAGGGCUUCCACAAGCAGUACUCCAAGAGCCUGCGGGACAAGGACCUCUACCGGAAGCAGAUCCGGGAGCUGGGCGAGCGCUGCGACGAGCUGCAGCUGCAGCUGUUCCAGAAGGAGGAGCAGCUGCUCCGCGCCGAAGCCAAGCUGAACCGCCUGCGGCGCCUCGAUCCCUCCGCCUUGACGUCAGACCUUGAAGAAACCUCAUCCAGAAGCUCCCAAGAACUGACUCCCCAUGGAAAUGUAGACGAAGAUGGGAAAGGCGCUGAAAAAAAAGAAUGCUCCGACAUUCAAGACCAGCAGUUCAAUUCUCUGGGAAAUAUCUCGCUUCCUCAAUCACCACAGGAUGGUGACCACCUCAACGGGGAUAUGGCGGAGAAAGGGCGCCGCCGGAUGAAGGACAGCUUUGAGCACUACCAGAGAAAGAGGGCCCUGAGAAGAGCCCAGAAGGGCAAAUACCACGCCGUGGACUGGGAAAACACGUCGGGGAGCGACAACACGGACACCGAGGGCUCCUGACAGCGUCGGCCUCCGGUCAACCAGGCGUCGUCCUUCUCAUUCCCAAGGAACGUGGAGGAUACCCAGUUGACCGUUCUCUUUGGACUGAGUAGCAUUUAAAAGGCAUCUCGCCCGAUGAAGAGAUCUGGAGAUCUCAAAACCUUGCACAGUUUUUGUGGUUGUUAAUCAUAAUCAUAAUCGGGUUACAAACAGGUUUAAUCUCUAGUCCUGUCGAACCGUAGUGGAGAAAGCAGUAAAAAGGAAGGAAGGGAAGGAAGGCAAGUCAAGGAUAAGCAUGACUGGGCACGCUUAUCCCAAGAGGGGCCCACUGACAAGAAGUCCAUGGAGUUGUGCCUCCUCCUGCCCUUUGCAACUGGCUUGUUCACCUGCCUCUUGCUUUGGUUCAGGCAACGGAGGUGGUGAGGAGGAGGAGCAGGAGACGCCGCAGCCUCCUGGCUCCCUGCCUGCCAAUGCAGUGUAGAGGAAGAGACGCUGGUGACCAUGGCGGGGAGAAAGUGCCUUGCCCAAGGGCACCCAGAAACCUGGAGACGGCAGCCCUGAUUAUAUACAGCCCCUCUUUCUCUCGGACUCUGUUUGGACUUGACAGCAGGGAGCGAAAGAGCAAGGCACACUCAUUGCAUUAGCAAAGGCGGAGAUUAGUGUUGCACCCGCACUUGGGUAAAGGUGGGCAAAAUCUGCAUUUGGUUCUCUCAAGGUGAGCAGGGUCAUGAACUGGGAAUCCUUGAACACAUCACACACAGAGUGUUGGGCAGAGGAAGGUCAGGUCCACAUUAGGGGGUUGCAAACAUGUCCAGAUGUGUUGGACUACGUUUCCCAGCAUUCCUAGCUGGGGGGUGCUGGGAGGUGUAGUCCAACACAUCUAGAGGACGUCAGGUUGGGGAAUGCUGAUGCCGAAGCUGGCACUAAAAGGGCUCUGCGUGAAGUUCAGCAUAAUUAACCACGUGGAAAUGUGAUUUAGUUGGUAAUCCUGUGCGU